CAUAAAUGACACUCGACUGCUCCCUACUAAGCCAGUUGUUGCGUGCAAGUUACAUCUUUAGACGAAGUAGCAGCAGUUGGCUUCUUUAUACUUGUUCCUGAGAUGGUGGGUCCUAGACUAGCCGUGUUGGCAGCCCUGCUGGCCUUGGGAACGACCACGCCCACUGCCCUGCCAUGGAAAGACCACACAACAGGAGUGACUCCUGUCGCACACAUCACGGCAACAGCGACAACGACCGCGAUGCCUUCCCCAGCAGCGAGGGUCCGCGGGGUGGGGGCAGCGCCUGUCACUGCGACAGUGCGUGUCCCGGGAGCAGUACCUGUCACUGCGACAGCACAUGUCCCGGGAGCAGCGCCUGUCACCGCGACAGCACGUGACCCGGGAGCGGCUCCUGUCACUGCGACAGCAAGUGACCCAGGGGCAGCGCCUGUCGCUGCGACAGCACUUGACCCGGGAUCGGCUCCUGCGCCUGGCCCAUACAGCCCCGAGGACACCUCGCUGGAACAGGAGAGCUCGGAGGAAGACUCAAUGGAGGCACAGCACUUGGCCAACAUCAUAGUAGCGUAUCCUCUGCAGAGUGCGAGCAACGGCCUCGUCAAGGUCACCUACGGCAGCCGCAAGACCUCCUACAUGCACGUGGAGCAGAUCCUGCGCGAAUGAGCAGCGCAUGUGGAGGCUCCACCUGCUCAGCCCCGGUCAAUUAACUCAAUGUACAGUUAAAUGUGAGCAUUUUGGUUUAACCCAUCAUUUAUAAAUUAUUUGAUGGUUAGAUCAUUAUUUUUCCAAUUGUUGUCUCUUUAAGACUCUUGAGUACAUAUUAAUAUUUUCAGAUAGACUUUAGUACAUAUAAUUAUUUGGUACUUCUUGUCGACUCAGCCAUUAAAAUCAUUUAAAGAGCUUAACAUAUAUGGCACAGUAUUAUUAGGUUUUUUAAAAAUUACAAUUCAUAUUAUAAAAGUUCAAUUUAAACAUGUUCUAAAUAGUUUGUGCACUCAGGUUCCAAAAAUUAUAUGUUUAACGAAGUGAGUGAACCAGUAUCACGCCCAUCAACAAUGGAAGUUGCAAAGUUUUCUCUGGAAUUCCUGUUCUGUGAAAUUUUUAAAGUGUUAUAUAAAUACUAUACCUAAAAUUACUGAACUAAAUAUUGUUUUAUGUGAAAUAAGGCCUCAUAUAAAAAUUUUUUUUUAAUAAAAUUACGGUUCACAAAA
Molecule: messenger RNA, 1208 nt
Organism: Bacillus rossius redtenbacheri
Lineage: Eukaryota; Metazoa; Arthropoda; Insecta; Phasmatodea; Bacillidae
Exons: 2
Coding region: 103-660 (185 amino acids)
Source: RefSeq, a predicted model, not a curated record